AUAUAUAAACCAGCACAUCAGCGAUUUUUAACAAGAGCAGUUCCCAAAUCAUUUUUCCAAGAGUGAGCAAUUCGAAAAAGCAUAAAAAUGGAUAAAGAUGCACAAGAUAAUCAUGCCAAUCAAGGGAAUCCAAAUAAUUCGGCCUACUACUCGAGCAGGGGUUUAAAUACUGGUUCGGACACUUCGUACACUCAAGCAGAGCACGACAAUCGGUCAAAGGAGCUAAACCCAAAUAAUAAGGCUUAUUAUUCCUCGCGAGGACAACAAAAGUAGUUUUGAAACGUGUAAUGCGUAUGAAAUAAAGUUUUCUUAAAGCAA
Tribolium madens (black flour beetle) is the source of this 318-nucleotide messenger RNA. RefSeq lists its product as uncharacterized. The record is from RefSeq and is a predicted model, not a curated record. The coding region runs from base 88 to 273 and encodes 61 amino acids. The transcript has 2 exons. NCBI's taxonomy places the organism in Eukaryota, Metazoa, Arthropoda, Insecta, Coleoptera, Tenebrionidae.